AUGCAACUUAACGACUGUGAGGAGGCUCACUUACGUUUCCUUUCUCUUAUUUCCUUCAUUACUAAUCGUGACGUUUGUGCUCAAUUACAUCUGCACAGUUUCGAAAAUUCCUUGUCCUGUGAAUUGGAAGUUUGGGCUCCUCUUCUUGCUAACUGUUCUUAUCCUGAGGGUGUGCUUUGCUGCAAAAACCUCACCACGCCAAUUGGAAUUGUUCCCAAAACUCGAGUUCGUGAAACAGACGUAAUUGCCCUUGAAAUUGACUUUCAACAAACGAAUAAUUCUGCUUCACCACUGAAAAGACGUCGUACUUCUGAAUCCAAGUCUCCUGAAAUCAAUUCGGCUUCAUACUCUCCCUCCAAUACUCAGAUUUUGCGAGUGCUCCGUAACGAUACUCGUAACAAAACGAUUUGCCUUCACGUUAAGUUUAAAGACUCAUUGGAAGAAGAUGGUAUUGUAAUAUUGCAAAAGUCUCCCUUUCCUAGUGAAGUUUCAGCUCUUUGUUCGGCCAAAAUCGGUGCUACUUAUGUUGAAGAGAAUCCAGAUACAGUGACUUCAAAUCAGGUUGAUUUCCCUGAAUGGAAAGUAGAAGACGUUGUAAAUAAUGAUAUCUACUAUCGUUCCUCCGUAAUGACUGGUUUGGAGGGUGUGAAUAAAGUCUCCAUGACUGUGAUUCAUCCAGCUGCACCACAGCAUUUUGCCAAGUACUCUUCAUCAAAUCGUCAAAUCGUGCAAGAGACACCGAAGGUCUAUCAGAGUGUCGUUCUCCCUUUUCUCGAAUCCAAUCCGAAGGAUCUGGGUUGGGUUGAAAACAUCCUCAAUGGCACAGCUGAAGUUGAACGAGUUUUAUUCACUGACGAGGAUCCAAGCCUCGGUUUUACACUUGUUUUGGAUUAUCGUUGGGAUGAAAAGGAUCUUAAGGAACUUCAUGCCUUGGCCCUUGCUAGAGAUGCUGGGUUGAUGUGCUUGAGGGAUUUGCGAGCCUGCCAUCUCCCUAUGUUGAAGAAGAUGCUUGCUGACGGGAGGAAGAGGCUUGUCGAAAAGUACAGUGGUGAAGAGGGAAGAGAGGAAUGUUUGAGGCAGGAUCAAAUAGUAGCCUAUUUUCAUUAUCCACCUACCUUUUAUCGUCUUCAUAUGCAUUUCAUUCAUGUUGAUAGUUCAGCAGAUGGUGGAACUCAAGUUGGAAAGGCGUAUCUGGCAGAAGAUGUGAUUGCCAAUAUUGAGUUGAAGAGCGACUAUUAUGCUGAGAGAACGAUUCCUAUCUAUCUCCAUGAUACGCAUCCAUUCCUCAUGGCAAUUCGUAGAGCGGAGCAAAAAUAA
This is a messenger RNA of Rodentolepis nana, 1317 nucleotides long. NCBI's taxonomy places the organism in Eukaryota, Metazoa, Platyhelminthes, Cestoda, Cyclophyllidea, Hymenolepididae. The record is from the annotation of a GenBank genome assembly.